Hypomesus transpacificus is the source of this 3150-nucleotide messenger RNA. RefSeq names its product WD repeat-containing protein on Y chromosome-like. The transcript has 24 exons. Gene Ontology annotation, molecular function: protein binding; calcium ion binding. The record is from RefSeq and is a predicted model, not a curated record. The coding region runs from base 1 to 3150 and encodes 1049 amino acids. NCBI's taxonomy places the organism in Eukaryota, Metazoa, Chordata, Actinopteri, Osmeriformes, Osmeridae.
AUGAAUGCAAAUGCAGACAUUGCAGGGGUGGGGACCAGUGGGUCUGCGGCAGUGGACGAGAAGGAGAAGAGCUCGGGUCGGGUGGAGGACCAGAUCAAUGAUGAGCACCUCCGAUGCAUCGAAGCCAUGUUCCAUGAGGCGGACAUUGAGGGAGAGGGAGGGCUAUCCAUGAAUGAGUUCCGCAUCGCCAUCAAGGAGAUCAUGGGAGACGUAAAUGAUGAAGAUCUGGACAACAUUUUCAUGAAGGUGGACACCAACUGUGAUGGCAGUGUGGACUGGGAGGAGUAUCUGAACUACAUGCUGCUGGAGUACAGAGAGAAGGACUCCCUGCAGAAACAGAACAGGCCUCUUUACUUCCCCAAGCCACUCAAGAUCAUCCCUGUGUCCCACUGUGAGCCCAUCGUCAGUCUGCAGUUCUACCCGUUCCAGACCCAGCAGGCGGAUAACAAGGAUGCUGGCGGCCAGGACGAGCCGAGACGGCAUCCUCAACUACUGGAGCGAGAGAUUCAAACUGACCCGUACCGUCAAUACUUCUUUGACAUCAGUGCCAGCAAGUGUGACAGCGCCUUCUGUCUGACAGGCCUGGAGGGUUACAUAGUGGUGAUGGACUACUGGUCAGAUGGGGUCAAGUCUGUGUUCUGUCUGGGAGACGUGGAAGGUUGUUUGACAGCCUUUAUCUCGUCUAACGUCCUCCAAAAUGGACUCUUCAACAGCGGAGCCUACAAAGCUGGGGGUAGCUGUCGGAUUCCUGUCCCUGCGUUGCUGAAGAACCAGUCCAAGUACUUCAUGUGCUUCAAAGUGGCCAUUCUCAACAACUGGUGCCACCAGAUCCGUUUCCUACCUGAUCUCAAUGCCAUCGCCACCUGCUGUUUGUCUGACCAAACUGCCAUGGUGCUCACCACCGUGCCCCACUCCCAGAAGGCCAAAGUCUACAACUCAGCGUUCCAGAUAAGAAAAGGCAUCCUCUGCUUCGACUACUCCCCGGAGUUCAACAUCCUGGUGACAGGAGGGUUUGACCGCACCGUGCGGAUCUGGAACCCCUACAUCAACAACUGCUCCAUCUCCCAGAUGAAGGGCCACUCAGCCGCCAUCACGCACAUCGUGGUCAACGGGUCGGACAACAAGAUCAUCAGCAUCUCCAAGGACAAGAACGUGCGUGUGUGGGACCUGCAGGGCUGCACCUGCCUGCAGAGCAUCCACUCCAGGAACGUUCCCAUGAGUCGCCUCCCCAUCUCCAGCAUCCACUACAACAGAGACACCAACAUCCUGGUCCUCGCCACCUCCCUGAUAGGGGUUCUCCACGGUGCUGUGGAGCAUGUUGACACCAGCCAAAAGCUGAAGACCUCUCAUGAACACUCCCUCUGCACUGCUCUCUACAACAAAAACUUCAAACUGGUGGUGAGCGGUUGCCAUAACGGCGUGGUGAGCGUGUGGGACAUCCUGACGGGGGAGAAGGUCAUGCAGUUCCAGACGUCGCCGGAGAGGCCGGCAGAGGUGACAGCCAUGGCGUUCGACGCCCCCAAGCGCCGCCUCAUCACGGGUUCCAAGGAUGGAACCGUGCGUCUGUGGAACUUCAACAACGGAGCACUGCUGCUCACCCUGCCCAUGCUGGACGACAACGAGGUGACGGGCAUCAUCUACAUCAAUCAGAGGAUCUACGUUUCCGGCUGGAGCAAGAGAGUCAUGUGGUACCUUGAUGUGAAGGAGGACAUGGAGAUGGAGUACCGUGUGUGGAACCAGUACCACUCUGAGGACAUCUACUCCAUGCACGCCCACGGCAACAAGAUGCUGGUGACCGCCUCCUACAGCGGUGACAUCAUCAUCUGGAACAUUGAUUCUGGUCGUGCCUUUUGCAGGUUCAACGCCAGCGAGAGCCCUCGUCCUCUCCUGCCCAAACGGGUAUCACCUCUCAUCUCCGAGUCCGUUACUGUGGAGGCGGAGUUAGAUGCUAAGGAGAAGACUCAGAAGAGGUUGUUGGGGGAACACAAGGCGGACAGGAGCGGCAAACUUCCACCAAUCAGUGUUGAGGAUCUGGAAAAGCCUAGUCUAGCUGUGGAGCAGGCCCUGUUCCUAGGUACCCGGGAGCGCAGCCCCGACACAGCCAUCCUCCUGACCAGCGUGGCGGACGGCCACGUGUACGCCUGGUCUAUCCACCACCAAGGGGGGCUGCUGGGCAAGUUCAGGGCCGUGCAUAGCAAAGGGCUCUCCAUCAACUCCAUGUCCACCGACCAGCGCAACCAGAUGCUGCUCACCGGAGACAGCUGCGGCUACAUCACGCUGUGGGACAUAGAGGACUACUGCCUCUCCAGGCGCGCGGAACAGGAUAGAGCCGGUCACCACAACCCCACCACCACCAGGCUGCCCAGCCUGAUCCCCCACUACUGCAAGGUGGAGGGGCCCCGACAGAGGGUGCUGGAGGAGACAACGGAGGAGACGAUGGAGGAGGUGGAGGAUGGCUGGAAGGUGCGUCUAAACUCCCCGCCCUUGCUCAGUACCUGGCGGGGGCACUUAAGGAGCAUCGUCAGCAUAGAGUAUGUGGAGCGCUUCAGUGUCAUCGUCACCGCCAGCUUGGACUGCAACUUGCGUCUCUGGACCAUUUCUGGAAGCUACAUAGGUACGUUUGGGCAGGCCCAAUGGCGUGUGGGCGACCCCCAUGCCUUGAUCACGGGGCUGCCUGUGGACCUGAGGAGGGUGGGGUCCUGCCAGACCCUCAAGGUGCUCAACAAGGGCACACGUCCACACUGGAACUGUGCCAGGCGCAUCCUGGAUAACCUGACCCUGCAGAAGCUGCAGAACUCCGCCAACUUCAGCGGAAGUGAGGCCCCCAAACUGCAGGAGCUGGUGACCUCUGACCCCCGCAUCACCCAGUACAGCAGCGAGCAGAUAGAAGAGACCUGGCAACGCUGGCAGGAGAAGGGCAAACAGCUGAGGGUGUUUAAGCUGAUGCCCUGCUGCCCCCUGAUGCCCAUCAUCCAGCCCCCGGUCCCCGCCCGGUUGAAGGAGCAACAGAAGACCCAGGAGGCAGGAGACCUGCUGGCCAAGCAAAAGAGGAACUCCAAGCGUGGCCCUCAUGCACGCUACAUCGCCACCAAGGCAGGGUGCAAGAAGUUCGUCGCUUCCAAACAGCCAAUCAAAGGCGGCCUCGUCUAG